Rhizophagus irregularis DAOM 181602=DAOM 197198 is the source of this 1703-nucleotide messenger RNA. The record is from RefSeq and is a predicted model, not a curated record. Lineage: Eukaryota; Fungi; Glomeromycota; Glomeromycetes; Glomerales; Glomeraceae.
AAAAAAAAAAAAAAAUUUUUGACCGGAUUAAAAUUAUUUUUUCAUUAUGGAUAUUAUUCGUGAAGAAUUAGUUCAUAACGCAUAUAAUAAAGCAUAUGCAUUAAUAAAUUAUAAAAUUCAUUAUAAUAUAGAUGAACAAUAUAAUUUUUUACAACAAACUAUUCUCGAUGAUGAAAUACUUACGGAAAAUGAAAAAUUAAGAGCAAUAAAAUUAUUAAAUAAUGAUUUUGAUUAUUAUAAGAUUUUUUUAAAUAAUGGUACAAAAAGAAAUUGUGAAAAUUGUCUUUUAGAUUGUUUAGCUACAUUAUAUUGUGAACAUUGUAUUCGAAAUUAUUUAAAAUCAAAAUUUUCAAAUUGGAAAUCCGGAAAUGAUGACGUUGAUGAUUUAAUACGAAAAUGUCAAAUGGAAACGCUUAAGCCGGAUAAGAUAAUAGAAUGGAUCUCAUAUGAUAGGUUUCAAAAUAUUAAAUAUUUAACUAAAGGCGGUUGUUCUAAAAUUUAUACAGCGGAUUGGGUUGAUGGAUAUUAUGUUGAAUGGAAUUCUAAAGAAAAACAAUUAAAAAGAUUUGGAUCUCAUAAAGUAAUACUUAAAAAAUUAGAAAAUAUUGAAAGUGCUAAUAGGAGUUGGUUUGAUGAGGGUAAAUCUCAUUUAACUAUAAGUAAUAAAUAUGGGGAGAUUGUACAAUGUUUUGGAUUAACAAAAGAUCCAUCAGAUGGAAAUUAUAUGCUUGUAAUGAAUAAAAUGGAUUUAGAUUUAAGAAAAUAUUUAGAAAAAAAUCAUGAUAAACUUAGAUGGAAAGAACGGAUUCAAAUUGCUGAUGAUAUAAUAUAUGCACUUUCCAGAAUUCAUAAAGAGUUAGCGGUUCAUAGAGAUAUACAUUCUGGUAAUAUAUUAUUUUCACAAUUUGAUCAAAAGUUUUAUAUUGGCGAUUUGGGAUUUUGUGGACCUGCUGAUAAGCCAUUAGAUAGUACAUAUGGAAACCUACCUUACAUAGCACCAGAAGUUAUUUCCGGAAAAGAAACCACUUUCGCAUCUGAUAUUUAUAGUAUUGGUAUACUUAUGUGGGAAAUUUCAUCUGGAAGGUCGCCUUUUGUUGAUCUUGACCAUGAUUGGGAUCUUGCAGUGAAAAUAAUAAAUGGAGAGAGACCAAAAAUAAUACCGGGAACUCCUUUAGAAUAUAAAGAAUUAAUAAAACAAUGUUGGGAUGCUGAUCCUACAAAAAGACCUAAAAUUAGUGAUCUUAAGAAUAAAAUAAAGGAAAUUAAAAAUGAAUUUAAUAAUAAUAGUAAUAUUAAUAUGAUAUUAACAGAAAUUGAUAAAAAGACUAGCAUCGCGACUAAUUAUACGACAAGUAGUAGAUUAUUUACAAGCAAAGUUUAUAAAUUUGAAAAUUUGCCCGAACCGAGAAAUGGAAUAGAAGAAGAACAAGAAGUAUUACUUAGCAAACCUUGUAAUUUUAGUAUACCUAAUAACAUUGAUGAUUUUAAAAAAUCAGUUUAUUUCAAACCAAGUAAUAAGAAAAUAUCAAAAUUAAGUAAUAUUUUUGAAGGAAGCAAAAAAUUAUCUGUAAUAUUUAAUAAGUUCAAAUAAGAAAUCAAAUAUUAUACUAAUCGUACGAAAAUAAUAUUAAUUAAUUUAUCAGUUCCACUGUAAUACUUAAUUAACUAGAUUUCUAGAUUUUAUUUUACCGAAUUUUUUUUAC